CUUUGACGCAAGGGCUCGGGACGCAGCCGCCGUCGGCCGAGCGCCCAGCGAGGAGCGACCCCAGACGGAGCCUUCGAAGUCCCUCCGCCCCCACCUCGCCCAGACCCGGAGCCUCGGUCUUCCUCGCCGCUCGCCUAGUGGCCAUGGAGUGUCCGCACCUCAGCUCCAGCGUCUGCAUCGCUCUGGACUCAGCCAAGUUCCCCAACGGCUCCCCGUCGUCCUGGUGCUGCAGCGUGUGCCGAUCCAACAAAAGCCCCUGGGUCUGUUUGACUUGUUCAAGUGUCCACUGUGGAAGGUAUGUGAAUGGCCAUGCAAAAAAGCACUAUGAAGAUGCACAAGUACCUUUAACCAACCAUAAGAAGUCAGAAAAACAAGAUAAAGCUCAGCACACAGUGUGUAUGGAUUGUAGUAGCUACAGUACAUACUGUUAUCGCUGUGAUGAUUUUGUGGUUAAUGACACCAAGCUGGGACUGGUACAGAAAGUCAGAGAACACUUACAAAACUUGGAAAACUCAGCUUUUACAGCUGACAGACAUAGGAAAAGAAAACUUUUGGAAAACACAUCACUAAACAGCAAGUUACUAAAAGUAAAUGGAAGCACCACUGCCAUUUGUGCCACAGGCCUUCGGAAUCUGGGGAACACCUGUUUUAUGAAUGCCAUCCUUCAGUCACUCAGUAACAUUGAACAGUUUUGCUGUUAUUUCAAAGAACUGCCCGCUGUGGAGUUAAGGAAUGGGAAGACAGCAGGAAGGCGAACAUACCACACCAGGAGCCAAGGGGAUAACAAUGUGUCGUUGGUGGAAGAGUUUAGAAAGACACUCUGUGCUUUAUGGCAAGGUAGCCAAACUGCAUUUAGCCCAGAAUCCUUAUUUUAUGUUGUCUGGAAGAUUAUGCCGAAUUUUAGGGGCUAUCAGCAGCAGGAUGCCCAUGAAUUCAUGCGCUACCUUUUGGACCACCUGCACUUGGAACUUCAGGGUGGUUUCAAUGGUGUUUCUCGCUCAGCACUUCUGCAGGAGAAUUCUACCCUGUCUGCAAGUAACAAAUGUUGCAUAAAUGGAGCAUCUACAGUUGUCACGGCUAUAUUUGGAGGCAUUCUACAAAACGAGGUUAACUGCCUUAUAUGUGGGACAGAAUCUAGAAAGUUUGAUCCAUUCCUAGACCUUUCAUUAGAUAUUCCAAGUCAGUUCAGAAAUAAGCGCUCUAAGAAUCAAGAAAAUGGACCAGUUUGUUCAUUACGAGACUGUCUUCGCAGUUUUACCGACUUAGAAGAACUUGAUGAGACAGAGUUAUAUAUGUGCCACAAAUGCAAAAAGAAACAAAAGUCCACUAAAAAGUUUUGGAUUCAAAAACUACCCAAGGUGCUAUGCUUACAUUUGAAAAGAUUUCAUUGGACAGCGUAUUUAAGAAACAAAGUUGACACAUAUGUAGAGUUUCCACUGAGAGGCCUAGACAUGAAAUGCUACUUACUGGAGCCUGAGAACAGCGGCCCUGAGAGCUGCCUGUAUGACCUGGCUGCUGUGGUGGUGCACCAUGGUUCCGGGGUUGGUUCUGGGCAUUACACAGCAUACGCAACUCAUGAAGGUCGCUGGUUCCAUUUCAAUGACAGUACUGUGACGCUGACUGAGGAAGACACCGUGCUGAAGGCCAAGGCCUACAUCCUUUUUUAUGUGGAACGCCAGGCCAAAGCUGGAUCCGAUAAACUUUAAUACCUCCUCUAAAUCAUCACUCAUCAACUAUGCCGGACAAACAUUUCCAAUUUUCCAUAAAUACUUGAUCCAAGAUUUAAUUUCAUUAUGCACUUUUCAAUUUCCUAUUUUGGGUUUAGUUUUGUCAAUGGUAGUGACUUAUUGAACAUGGGCACCAACUGAUUUUUUUUAGUUCUACCAGAAAACCUCAGCAGAUAUUUUGAUUUGCUGCUUUAGUUGUAAUAAUUGUUUUUAUAUGUAGUUCUAAGAACUUAGUUCUAUUUGACUUUUUUAUAUUAAUGUUUCCAUUCUCACUCUGAGGCACAUUUACAUCAAUGCUCGUUGCUCUCACUUGCUGACUGAAGAACAGGUGCCUGCUGCUGCUGGAGGGCAGGCUGGCUCGAAAUCGAGCAUCUCGUGUGUAGUUUGUGGCCCAUGAAGGUUCAGUGACGGCUCAGGAAUCACUUUGCCUGCUUGUAAAGGUAACUGAGAGAGCGCCAGUAAGUAGACCAGGUAAUCAAUGCUCUUGGUAUCUCUCAAGGCUCCUGUUUAUCAGCACUAAAUAAAUGUGUUGGUUCAGUGGUAUCUGUACUGCAAAU
Molossus molossus (Pallas's mastiff bat) is the source of this 2284-nucleotide messenger RNA. RefSeq names its product ubiquitin specific peptidase 3 (gene USP3). Gene Ontology annotation, cellular component: cytoplasm. The transcript is spliced from 15 exons. Gene Ontology annotation, biological process: protein deubiquitination. Gene Ontology annotation, molecular function: zinc ion binding; cysteine-type deubiquitinase activity. The record is from RefSeq and is a predicted model, not a curated record. The coding region runs from base 144 to 1706 and encodes 520 amino acids. Lineage: Eukaryota; Metazoa; Chordata; Mammalia; Chiroptera; Molossidae.